Callithrix jacchus (white-tufted-ear marmoset) is the source of this 5745-nucleotide messenger RNA. It is a transcript of the gene SIKE1, whose product is annotated as suppressor of IKBKE 1. Lineage: Eukaryota; Metazoa; Chordata; Mammalia; Primates; Cebidae. The record is from RefSeq and is a predicted model, not a curated record.
AAGUGACGCUUGUAAUGCUGAGACAGACUCCCAGAUCUCAGCAAGUCGCGUAGCUGAGCCCGGCAGGUCCAGUGGGGUCGUGCCGCUGCUAUGAGCUGCACCAUCGAGAAGAUCCUGACAGAUGCCAAGACGCUGCUGGAGAGGCUGCGGGAGCACGAUGCGGCCGCUGAGUCACUGGUGGAUCAGUCGGCGGCGUUGCACCGGCGGGUAGCCUCUAUGCGGGAGGCGGGGACGGCGCUUCCGGAUCAGGUCAGGCAGAGGUAUCAAGAGGAUGCAUCCGAUAUGAAGGACAUGUCCAAAUACAAACCUCACAUUCUGCUGUCCCAAGAGAACACACAGAUUAGAGACUUGCAGCAGGAAAACAGAGAGCUCUGGGUUUCCUUGGAGGAACACCAGGAUGCUUUGGAACUCAUCAUGAGCAAGUACCGGAAACAGAUGUUACAGUUAAUGGUUGCUAAAAAAGCUGUGGAUGCCGAACCAGUCCUGAAAGCUCACCAGUCUCACUCUGCAGAAAUUGAGAGUCAGAUUGACAGAAUCUGUGAAAUGGGAGAAGUGAUGAGGAAAGCAGUUCAGGUGGAUGAUGACCAGUUUUGUAAGAUUCAGGAAAAAUUAGCCCAAUUAGAGCUUGAAAAUAAGGAACUUCGAGAAUUAUUGUCCAUCAGCAGUGAGUCUCUUCAAGCCAGAAAGGAAAACUCAAUGGACACCACUUCACAAGCCAUCAAAUAACUGAGCUCUGAAUGAUGGCUGGAGAUUGUCUAUCAAAGAAGGAAGUUACUAUCUUCCCAUUCAAGUACUGUUCAUUAAGUGUCUUGCCUCAGAUUUGAUUUAACCUUGAUUACAGUUAUCAGGUGGCAAUUUAGAAUUUCCAGUCAAUAUUGCUGUCCAUGAAAACGGUUCUCAGAUGUAUUAAUGUGGAUACAUGCUGAAUUUCACUAUUCCUUUCUCAAAGAGACUACUUUUAAUUUUUAUUUCUGGGACCUUGAUUUAUAUAAACUGUGUUUUCAAUUCAUUGUUAUUUUUCACAUCUCUGAAACUUUGAGCAUUUUUUUAUAAGCCAGCAAUUUUAUUAUGUAUAGCAUUGUAAAAUACACUCCUAGGAAAUUUUAGGAGAGAUUUAACUUUUUAAAUUUAUUUGGCAUAAACCUUGGUUUAUCUUUUUUUUUUCAUUUGAUAUAAAUAAUACAAUUCCACAGAACUAAAUCAGUUGAUUCUCUGAUUUGUAAUGUCAUUCGCCUGUGAAGUUUUAAGUCUCUCUGGUGCUAAGAAUUGGCACUUUAUGGCCUGGUGCCUUUGCUUUUAAUUUGAGAGAACCUACUGCUAGUCCCAGGAAACAUACUUGGAAAUAAGUCAGCUAUAUUUUUCCCCAGUGAUAGUAUAGUUGUCAUACAUUGUUCAAAGUUCACAUUGUUCAAAGCUGAGGAACUUGUCUUGUGUAUGUGCAUGCACACAUGUAAGUGCACUUAUUUCAAAUACUAAAAUUAGCUUUUAUUAAAUACAAUCAGCCAAAAACACAAGAAAAUCAAAAAACCCAAAUAUAAUGAGUCAAUUUUUCUUAGCUUUUUUUUUUGAGACAGAGUCUCACUCUGUUGCCAGGCUGGAGUGCAGUGACACGAUCUCAGCUCACUGCAACCUCCAACUCCCUGGUUCAAGUGAUUCUCCUGCCUCAGCCUCCCAAAUAGCUGUGAUUACAAGCACAUGCCACCACGCCCAGCUAAGUUUUGGAUUUUUAGUAGAGACAGCGUUUCAGUAUGUUGGCCAGGAUGGUGUCGAUCUCCUGAUGUCAUGAUCCACUCGCUUCAGCCUCCCUGAGUCAAUUUUUCAAUGUUAUCCUACUAGUUCUACAUUCUAUUUUAACUUUUAUAUAAUUUCCAUGUUGUAGUUAAGAACUGUCACUUACUUGGAUUAGAUGCCUUUCACUCCUAGUACUAAUAGUUGACUUUCUUUUUAGGUCUAUUUUUUACAUAAAAGUAGCUUUUUUUCUUUUUAAAGCUAUAUACAAAGGUAAGGAAGCAGUUUUAUUACCUAAUGAGAAUUAUUACACUCAUAGUGCUAUGUAGGCAACAUUGAGAUAAAAAUGCCCAGUGGUCAGCUGGAUUCACUCAUCAAAUCAUUCCCGGUUCAGUUUACUCACAUUUCACAUUUAUAAAUUUCUUCAUGUUACACUAUUGUAUUUAGAUUUGCCCAGAAUUCGUUGAAAUAAUGCUAAACUUGUAUUUUCCAAUAACAUUAAGCAGCAUAAUGCAUGGGAGAGACACAGUAUUAAAAAGAGUUGUUAGUGCUGUAUGUGAUGUAAUAUUUCUUUCAUACAUCUAUAAAGAACUAACUCCAGUUAAAACAACAGAAUCUUUCAAAGAUGUCCUAAAGCAUCUGAUCCCAGUAAUACUAAUGGAUGUCACCUAGAGCACUGGGUGUUAAUGAAUAGUUAUAUGUCAUUUAAGAAUUUUUCAAAUUUCUGUUCUAGAUCCUGCAUAGCAUUUGACAAAAAAAACACCUCCAAAUGUGAGUGUUUUUUCAUUUCAUUUCCCAAGAGUAAGUAAUUAGCCCAGCUAUUAUCUGCCUUGCAGUGUACCUUAGGUGACCCCAUAAGUCCAUUCAGGAGACAGGUACUAGAGUACCAUUUAGCAGCCAUGGCCAAAUCUACCAUGGCUAGAUUUCAGUGAAAAUGAUAAAAUAAUCAAAUUAAGGUAUAAUAUGGUAUCCCUUUGUCUGCUUUAUAUUCCUUUAGAGCUGUUUAUAAAGUUCUUUGUAUCUCAAGCAUCAGGAUAAAUCUGCAUAUUAACUUUUUCCCCUGGGAAAUCAAAAGCCUGAGGUACAAGUCUAAGAAGCUUUUAAUGCCCUGUAUAAUAUAAAUUCUGGCUGGUGUUAAUGCUAUGAAGAUAAUGUGUAGUUAGCAAAUUGAGUGGGGGAGAAAUGUUCUUCCUUUUAAAUGGAUUUUCAAGUUUCUUCUUCGGUGGCUGAAGAACUUACCUGGUUAAAAUCUUAGUUCAAAAUUAUCUUUUCUAACAAAAAUUGCAUUUUUAGAAGAUUAGUUAAUUUUACUCACUAAUAAGUCAAAUUAGGAAAUGCAGAGGUUUUUUUUUCAUAUAUAAAAACAUCGUCAAGUAGUCAUCACAAGAAUCAUACAUACUUUGUAAUUAGCACAGUAUAACUGUAGUGUAACUCUACAAAUAGUACUUUAUAUUGGUGUAGUAUUAUAUCAAUAUCUAUAAUUCUUAAUUAUUAACACUUUAUGCAUAAUUAGAUUCAAACAUUGAAGGUUUAUUUUAGUAUUCUUCAAAAUGUAGUUCCCUGACCUACUGAAAUAGAACUUUGGAGAUGGAGUUCAAGAAUUUGUAUUCUAAUAAUCAUCCCAGACAAUUCCUAAAGACACUCAUUUAAAAAUGUCUAGUCUAGGCCCCAUUGUGUAAUGAUUAGCACUCUAAAAGAUUAAAAAGAAGAAGUCUAGUCUAUGUGCCAACUACUUCAUUAAUAGUUAUGCAUUUAAAAGUGAAAAAUUCUGGUACAGGAGACAAGUGUAUAUAUCAUUAUAAUGCAGUGCGAGAAAUCCAUUAUGUAAGUCUAUAGGAUACAGAAAAGGGACUUCAAACUUGAGAAAUCAGUAGAAAUAAUAAAUGAGUAGGAGGGAAGUAGAAAACCUUGGUGCCACAAAAGCAGAGUAUAUAUGGUAUUGCCAAUAAUGGCUACCAUCUAUUGAGUGCUUUACUAUGUGUCAGGUACUGUAUUAUAUAAUCUCCACUUUAACUGUACCUCAUUUUGCAGAUACUCAGGCACAAGGAGGUGGUUAUUUGUCCAAACUGGAACCAAGAUUCAAACCCAGACAGUCUUAGGCACAUCUUUAAUCACUAACUUGAGAUGCCUUUAAAUGCCAAAUACUGCGGGGAGUUCAAAUGUUUCUUGAAUAGCAAAAUCUAUUUUGAUUAAUAGUGCAACAGUGUGAAACACCACAGUUCAUAUAUUAGAAAAUAUUAUGAAUUCAAUAAAUGAAGUCUUAGCUAAUGAGAUAGUGUUUUCUAGAAUGGUAUAGCUGAGAGUGUGUGUGCAUUCAACUAAAGGGAUAAUGUAAAACCAGUGACUCAAUAUAUUAUACACAGGAAAAGGCAGUUGUGUCUUUCAAAUCUGCCUCCUUACCAUGUUGGCUUUCAUCCCUCGUGCUGUUUUCUUGGGUUUGCUAGAAAGUUGUUGCUGAGCCAAAUGUCAUGCCAUGUUUAAGGUAGGGAAGAAAAAAUGGAAAUGCCCUGUGCCAGCUACAUAUAUCCCCUUUUAUGAGGGAAAAUAGAGCUUUCCCAGAAAUUCCAAACGGAUUUCCCCUUGACUUAAUUGCCUACCCAGUUAAAUGGCCACUGGUACCUGCAAAGAAAGCAGGGUACAUAACUGUCCCAAAUAAAAUCAGUAUUACCAAGAAGAAAGAAUGCUGAGAAAGUAACUAACAGUAUCUGUGACUGUUACAUUGUCAAGUCCUUUCCCCUUGAAUAUAGUUUUGGAAGAAUUAGCUGAAGGAGUGUGUUAAUGUUGAAUAGCCAAGAGCAUGGACUGUAGCAAACAUCUGUCAUUUCUCUUUUAGCUGCCCAGUAUCUUAACUCCUGUGUUUAGGGAAUCCCUCAGCUAAUGAGGCAGAGCAUUCCACAUUCCUCCCUCCUAAAGAAUUUGAAACUACCAGGUAAAUGUUUUCUCAGCCUCCUUUGCAGCCUUCAGCUUUAAAGUUAGUGAUAUAAAGAAGCAAGGAACCAUGCAGAUUCCUUUGAAGAUGGUAACUAACAAAACUACUGCAUUCAUUUCCACAGAGGAGCAGCAAAAGUGGUUUAGUGAUAAUCUCUAAUUCCUUUUUUUUUGGACAAGAGUCUUGCUCUGUCACCCAGGCUGGAGUACAGUGGCACUAUCUCAGCUCACUGCAAUCUCCGCCUUCUGCGUUCAAGCAAUUCUCCUGCCUCAUCCUUCCUCCCUCAGCUGGGAUUACAAGUGCCCACCACCACGCCCGGCUAAUUUUUGUAUUUUUAGUAGAGAUGGGGUUUCUCCAUGUUGACAGGCUGGUCUGGAACUUCUGACCUCAGGUGAUCUGCCCACCUCAGCCUCCCAAAGUGCUGGGAUUAUAGGCAAGAGUCACCAUGCCUGGUCUGUAACCUCUAAUUCUUGUUUGCUGGGUGUCCUAGAGAUCCUGAGAAUUACUUUUAAUACAAUCAGGGGUUUUUUGUUGUUGUUAAAACCUACCUGAAUUGCUUAUAACCAAGAACUCUGCUUGAUAAAAUAAGCAUAGUUUUGGGAACAACCAUACACAUAUAAAUUUUAUUAAUACUUUACACAUAAUUUUUGACUUAAAUGUAAUUUGGAUGCUUAUAAAAGGGUAAAUGUGGAAUGCAAAUAAACUAUCAAGUAUAAUAACUCAUCACCUAACUUAAGAAUGACAACAUUAGCAGAGCUUGCAUUUCAUCUAUUUGAGCUCCUCUCCUAUCUUUGCCCACCCCCCUGCCCUUUUUAAUAGUUUUAUUCACAUGUAAAAACACCUGAAAUACAUAUGUAUCCCUAAAGUGACUUACUUUUUAGUUUUCUUUCUUUUUGAACUUCAAAAAAAAGUGUAUCAUACUCUAUGUAGUCCAAGGAUUUGAUUCUUUUUUCACUUAUCUCUAACAUUCAUAUGUUUUAUUGUUUUAUAUCUGUCAUUUUCAUGGAUGUAUAUUUCAUUGUUGGAUCAUACAACAUAUUGUUAAGGAAUAUAUACAUAUAUAAUAAAUUAUACAUUUUUUAAAAAUC